AUGAGUGAUGAACUAGUACUGCUAGAUGCUCAGUGUGCUUUCAUUUUGGGACAACAUCAACUGGCUCUUAAAACAAUUCAAAAGUUGAAGUCGGGUUCUUCAGACGUAGAAUUGCAGGCUAAUGUGCUUACUUAUCAAGUAUACAUAGCUCAAAAAAAGUAUGGAGUUGUGCUCGAUGAAAUUCCUGAGGACGCUAACGAGCCAGAGCUAAAGCUUCUUAGGCUCUUGGCCACAUACCUUUCGAAAGGUGUAUCUGAGGACGCUGUGGUAAAACAGCUUGACAGAAUACUGGAACAACAUAUGGAUUUAAGCCAAAGUGCGAUUGUCAUUGCAGCAACUAUAUAUCUUCAUUUAAAUAUGGUGGAAUAUGCUUUGAAAACCUUAAAUAAUGGUAGCGACACGUACUGCAACGCUUUAACAGUUCAGUGUCUACUUCACAUGAAUCGUUGUGAUCUUGCUGGCAAGGCUGUUCGACGUAUGCAAACUGCAGAUGAAGAUUCUUUAGCAGCACAACUUGCCGCAGCUUUAUACUACGUGAAAAAAGGCGGUGAUCAGCUACAAGAAGCCAUUCACAUAUAUGAAGAACUUAAAGAAAAACAUGGACCUUCAACUUUACUGUUAAAUGGUCAGGCUGCAGCUUUGAUGGGUAUGAAUAAUUGGGUUGAAGCGGAACCAGUCCUUCAAGAAGCUAUUGAUUUGGAUGGUAAUAAUCCUGAUACAAUUGUAAAUAUGAUUGUGGUUUAUCAUCAUUUAGGAAAACCGACUGAGACUAUCAACAGACUAAUAUCUCAACUACGGGAUUGUUGUAGGGAUCAUCCAUUCCUUGUAGAUUAUGCAGAGAAGGAGGAUGAAUUUACACGUUGUGCAAAACAUUACGCUCCAAGUGUACCAGGAUAA
Schistosoma intercalatum is the source of this 897-nucleotide messenger RNA. NCBI's taxonomy places the organism in Eukaryota, Metazoa, Platyhelminthes, Trematoda, Strigeidida, Schistosomatidae. The record is from the annotation of a GenBank genome assembly.